CACCAUGAUGGAACUGCAGCUUACUUCCGGUGAGAGUGAAAGCUUCUUUCAUCUCACCAUCACUGGGCAGCUGGAGUCGGCCUACUUCCCGAUGGGCCCCGACGGUAAUGGAUUGUUCUGCCGAUACGACGUGGUUGCCGGUCCGGAUUGGGAACUCGUGUCCGGAUUGCAUUCAGCCGUCACACAGAGUGCCCGCACCGAGUCCGACUAUCGCACGGUGGUGUUCAAUAUGCCGAUCGAGUUCACAAUGAAAUCCACCAACCCGUACGGCUGGCCGCAGAUCGUUUUCAGCCUGUACGGUGCGAACCUGUGGAACGUGGAGACUAACCGCGGGUACGCCAGGGUUCACUGUCCGCUCAGUGGGGCUGGAGGUGAUGGGCUAACGGAGCGAACGAUGCGUGCUCCACUGUUCAUUCCCAAGUACGACAACAUGUGUUCGGCCGCGAUGAGCUGGCUGAGCGGUGUCAAUCCGGAAAUGCGCGAUCCAAAGAUACUGGCCGAUGGGUCCAAGCAUAAGGGUCUUUCGGUGGAAACGUACGGCGAGCUGGUGGUACGAUUGCAGGCCAUUUCGCGCGGUAGCAACCGGAUGGCGCUCGACUGGGGCCAGGCCACUGUGGAUAACAAAUUCUAG
This is a messenger RNA of Anopheles coustani, 631 nucleotides long. It is a transcript of the gene B9d1, whose product is annotated as B9 domain-containing protein 1. The transcript has a single exon. Gene Ontology annotation, biological process: cilium assembly. NCBI's taxonomy places the organism in Eukaryota, Metazoa, Arthropoda, Insecta, Diptera, Culicidae. Bases 5 to 631 code for a protein of 208 amino acids. Gene Ontology annotation, cellular component: MKS complex. The record is from RefSeq and is a predicted model, not a curated record.